UGUAAGCAUUUUGUUUAGUAUGGGCACAUGCGCAAAACUUAUUCUUCACGUCUUGAUCACCGUGUAAUCGUUUCAUCUGAAUUGUGGAUAUCACGGACGGCAAGCAUUUGCAAAAAAAAUAUUUGUUCAAUUAUACGAUAAAUUGUAAUUACAAUUACUGAUAUUUGUAAAAAAAAGUGUUGUAAAGUUAUUAUAAGUCCUGAUACUGUUAGCACAAUUGACAAAAUGGACAGUCCACUUCCUCAUAUUAUGGAAAGUAGUGAUAUGGCGUAUUCUAAGCCGAAAGAUAGGUUAGUCAGUAUUCUAGAUCAAAUUGAACUAAGAGUUGAGCAGCUAAGACGGGAUGCUUCAAGACUUGAAGAAGAAAAAGACAAUAUGCUCUCAACCCUCGAUACUCUAAAAAAUAGUGAUGAAUAUCUUGAUCCUCUUGAAGAUCCUGAUCGUGAAGAUAUACUUCGGUAUGCUGAAAGGCUUUCGAUGAGAUGCUUAACAGUCGAGGUGAUGGUAAAAGUUCAACGUGAUGGUGUUCAACAGGAUGCACUUCAUCAAGUAAACGGGUUGAUUGAUAGUCUAGUUAUUGCAUUGAAAAAUGAUCCCGGUUCAACUCGUCACCGUUGCGCUGCUUUUAUAAACGCUUGCUCCUCUCAGGUUGAGGGACAAGGUCACUCAGAUAAAACUUUUGAAACUGCAAUUCUCGGGUGUACUCUAGAUGAUCAAAAACGUAUUAAAAAAAGACUUCAAGGGUUGUUAGAUUACAUUGAUAAGGUCCACACUUUUGAAUUACAAUAAAAUUUUUGAAUAUAUAUUUUUUUGGUUAAUCUGCUAUUUCGCAUUCAGACACUUUAAAUGUGAUCAGUGUCUUAAUAAAAUAAAAUAAAGACAAAUAUAAUAUGAUAUAAUGUAAGUAGUUUGCAUAAGUCCAUGCAAAUACGAUAGCAAAAAAAAAUUUUUUGAUUAUUAUCAUGUUUUAAUUGUAAAAGCGUGCAUUUCUGUAUUAAAUAAUUGCGUUUCGAUAUACUUCGUAUAACAACUUGAAACCUUUAUUCAAAUGUGCUUUUCAAGAAAUUAUUUUUCUUAAAUUUUCAAUAUUAAUUAAUUUUUAAAAAGUGAUAUUUACAUUAAUUCGUCGACAUUAUCCGUUUUUUCAUUAAUAAUACACUUGGGUGUUAAAAAUCUAAUCACAUUUUUUUUUCUUUACAAUUAAUAAAAUACUGUGUUAUAUUUAUACG
Molecule: messenger RNA, 1229 nt
Organism: Cotesia glomerata
Lineage: Eukaryota; Metazoa; Arthropoda; Insecta; Hymenoptera; Braconidae
Product: BAG family molecular chaperone regulator 2
Exons: 3
Coding region: 226-789 (187 amino acids)
Biological process (GO): protein stabilization
Molecular function (GO): protein-folding chaperone binding; adenyl-nucleotide exchange factor activity
Source: RefSeq, a predicted model, not a curated record